This is a messenger RNA of Trichophyton benhamiae CBS 112371, 546 nucleotides long. RefSeq lists its product as uncharacterized. The coding region runs from base 1 to 546 and encodes 181 amino acids. The record is from RefSeq and is a predicted model, not a curated record. The transcript has 3 exons. Gene Ontology annotation, cellular component: cytoplasm. NCBI's taxonomy places the organism in Eukaryota, Fungi, Ascomycota, Eurotiomycetes, Onygenales, Arthrodermataceae.
AUGUGCCACAAGGCUAUCCCUCCUCACCGUCGCUUCUUCGCUGCUCCUUCAGUGCUUGGCCCGCGUAUUCAGCCAGACCGUAUUGAUCGUCUGGACAAUGUGGCUGGCCUCUACCACCAUGAAGGGCCGUACGAUCCUGUCACGAGAGAGAGGAACGCACUCCCUGACCGUGCUCCCGUCCAAGCGCUUCAGUCGUCAAACCAGGAAGCGCUCAAUGCCACUUCGUACGACGGUGGUGCCGGUAAUCUCUCCCAGCAUUACCCAUUAGGUGGAGAUGCUGUUCCCCCUCCAGGAUCCAGAGAUCUUACCGAUCGAUUCCUCAGCUUCUAUCCGCGUACCAACGUGAUGGUUGAAGCCCCAGCGCAUCUCCAGCGCCGUGCAGGAUUUAAUUACGGAGAUGGCGAUACGCUGAUGGAUCCAUACUAUAACCAGGAUGACAUCGAACGUCGUCGGCUGUUGCGCAAGCGCGCUAGAUCUAUUGAGCGUGAGGAAGCCGAGGCUGCCGAUUCUGCUUCCAAGAAGCGUGAUGUUAAUAGCCGCUUGUAG